AUGGCUUCAGGAUUGGGCUUCCAAGUCCUGGCAACUCUGUCUCUUGCUCUGGCUCUCACCUGCCUCCAUCCCACCCACGGUAAAAAAAAAUGGGAAGAAACGAUCAUAACAUGCGAGAAACUGGAGCAAGGCGCGUGCGCGUACGCUGUCUCGUCGACGGGAAAGCGGUGCGUGCUGGAGAAGCGCGUGAAGAGGGGAGGGCAGGAGGAGUACAACUGCCGGACGUCGGAGAUCGAGGCCGACAAGCUGAAGAACUGGGUGGAGACGGAUGAUUGCAUUAAAUCCUGCGGGUUGGAGAGGAAAUCUCUGGGGAUCUCGUCGGAUACCCUCCUCAAGCCUGGACUCACGCGCCACCUCUGCUCUGCUCAGUGCUACGAUGCCUGCCCCAACGUCGUCGACCUUUACUUCAACCUCGCCGCCGGUGAAGGGGUUUCCCUACCGAAGCUAUGCGCGGCCCAAGAAGGGAAAGGGCGGAGGGAAUUGACGGCCGAUAUUAAGAGCUCAGGCGGCCUUCUUAUUGCGCCGGGCCCAAUUCAGGCGAUGAGGUACAUGGUGGCACCGGCAACGCCGCCGGUACCGGAGCAACCGCCACCACUGAGGCGGGAGACGGGCAGUUUCGCCCCGGGGACUAUCUCACCACUACCAAGCUAUUAGUUUAUCCAUCAACGGAGUGAUGAAGCUUAUUAAGCACGUUAUAUGCGAUAUACAAAUUACGAGUGGGAGAGAUUAAUUAUAUUGAUAGAAUUACGAUGUUUAAUUAGAGUAUCAGCGAACGAAGGAAUACAAAGAAGAAGCAGCAAUGAGGAUCCAAUCUAUUAUGGCC
Molecule: messenger RNA, 823 nt
Organism: Linum tenue
Lineage: Eukaryota; Viridiplantae; Streptophyta; Magnoliopsida; Malpighiales; Linaceae
Source: the annotation of a GenBank genome assembly